CCAAAAUCAAAACCAGCAUCACCCCAACCCAAUUCGCCAAACCAAAUUACGAGCCUCGAGCCUGGUGACUUUCCAUUCGUCUCCGGUGACCCUGGUGGUCGUUCCCGGCAGACCGGCGGCGUCUUCUAAGCACCAGUCUCCCCGCUUUCCCUUCCUUCACAUUUCCAUUCCUCCUUUCUUCCACGAUUAAUUUUUUCCUACAUUAAUCUAAUUCCCCAUGAUUUGUCACCCUAAUUACCAUCAUCUUCCUCCACGGGUUUUGCCCAAAUCGCCAUCCAUACGUUGAAAUCAAAUUCCUCCUUGAAUCAUUCAAGUUUACGCAUCGAUCAUCAUGAGAAUCGAGGAAGGCAGCGAGAGAGACCUAGAGAAGGGGCUCUUCUUCAAAUCUAGCCGGUCGAGCCCGAACCUGUUCUCGGACGUGUCUUCGCCAGGGCGGUCCCCAUCGUCGACGCCGAGAGGGACUCUGGUUCUGUCCAACUCAGGGAAAGCCCUGCUGGUGUCGAAUUCGAACAAGUCCCUGGCCCUGUCCAGCUCCGGGAAGCGGUUCGAGAGGAAGAAGUACGUGAAGCAGGUGACUGGGCGGCACAAUGACACAGAGCUCCACCUGGCGGCCCAGCGGGGGGACCUCUCCUCCGUCCGCCACAUGCUUGAGGAGAUCAGCGCCCAGAUGAUGGGCACCCACGAUUUCGACGCGGAGGUGGCGGAGAUAAGGUCGGCGGUGGUGAACGAGGUGAACGAGCUCGGGGAGACGGCACUCUUCACGGCGGCAGAGAAGGGCCACAUUGACAUUGUGAGGGAGCUGUUGCAGUUCACCACUGGAGAGGCUAUUGCCCUGAAGAACAAGGCAGGGUUUGAUGCUCUCCACAUCGCCGCCAGUCAAGGCCAUCAAGAAAUAGUGGAGUUGCUGCUGGAGGUUGACCCUGCAUUAAGCAAGACGGUGGGGCAAUCAAAUGCGAGUCCUUUGGUAUCGGCGGCAGCGAAGGGGCACAUAGGCGUGGUUGAGAAAUUACUGGACAAGGAUCCCAGCUUGUUGGAGAUCCCCAAAGCCAAUGGCAAGAACGCAUUGCAUCUCGCUGCCAGGCAAGGCUACGUAGAGAUCGUGAGAGCCUUGCUGGACAAGGACCCACAGCUGGCUCGGAGGACUGACAAGAAAGGCCAAACUGCGCUGCAUAUGGCUGUCAAAGGCCUCAGCUCUCAAGUUGUCAGGCUGCUGCUCUGCGCCGACGCUGCCAUCGUCAUGCUUCCUGACCGCCACGGGAACACAGCCUUGCAUGUUGCCACCAGGAAGAAGCGAGUCGAGAUCGUGCAAGAGCUGCUUCUUCUACCAGACACCAACGUAAACGCACUAACAAGGGAUCACAAGACCGCCCUCGACAUCGCCGACGGCCUGCCCCUCUCGGAAGAAAUCUCCGAGAUCAAAGAAUGCCUUUGCAGCCACGGCGCCGUCAAAGCCAACGACCUCAACCAACCCCGCGACGAGCUCCGCAAAACUGUCACCCAGAUCAAGAAGGAAGUCCACAUCCAGCUUGAGCAGACCCGCAAGACCAACAAAAACGUCGACGGCAUCGCCAAGGAGCUCCGCCGCCUCCACCGCGAAGGGAUCAACAACGCCACCAACUCCGUCACCGUCGUCGCCGUCCUCUUCGCCACCGUCGCCUUCGCCGCCAUCUUCACCGUCCCCGGGGGCGACGACAACAACGGGAUGGCGGUGGUCGUCACCUCCCCCUCCUUCAAGAUCUUCUUCAUCUCCAACGCCGUCGCCCUUUUCACCUCGCUCGCGGUGGUCGUCGUGCAGAUCACCGUCGUCAGAGGGGAGACCAAGUCGGAGCGGCGGGUGGUGGAGGUCAUUAACAAGCUCAUGUGGCUGGCCUCGGUGUGCACCACCGUGGCCUUCGUCUCCUCCUCCUAUAUUGUGGUCGGCCGCCGGAACAGGUGGGCGGCGAUACUGAUUACCGUCAUCGGAGGGGUGACCAUGGCCGGAGUCCUGGGAACGAUGACGUUUUAUGUGAUGAAGUCGAGGAGGAUACGCCGGAGGAGGAGGAGGGAGAAGAGCAAGAUUAUUCACCGGGAUGGCGGCCUGCCCUCCACUCAUGACCGGGUGUCGGAUUCGGAGACGGAAGUCAACCCCAUUUACGCUCUUUGACUUUUGUUGUUCCAACUUCUCUUUUCUUUCCUCUUUUCUUUCUGGAACUGAGUUUGAAGUACAUACAUGUGUUCGCUUGCGUGGAUUGUAUAUUGUACGUAGCAACAAGUUCUAUGCGGUGGUUGUUGUUCUCCCCAGGAAUAGAGAAUUAUAAAAAUGGAUGGAAAAAACCCUCAACCUCCAAAAGUAAUUUAGGGGAAAAUGCAUGGUCAUCCAAAUACGGCUGAAAUUGAAACAUGUUCAGGGAUAUUUUUGGGAUGAGAUGUCUAGGGCUUUAAAUCUACACACUACUAUAAGGAGAUUCCGCAUGGUAAGGGGGUUUAAGCUCAAAUUAGAGCCAUGCGCGCAUCCCAAGGGAGGACACAUGUGUCUUUUUCUAUUUUGCUUUUAGCUACCUCUUCUCAUUCAUUUCGCUGGAGAGAAAAAAUUUCAUUAUUGGGGUUGGAUUUUUCCU
Messenger RNA from Linum tenue, 2597 nucleotides. The record is from the annotation of a GenBank genome assembly. Lineage: Eukaryota; Viridiplantae; Streptophyta; Magnoliopsida; Malpighiales; Linaceae.